AUGGGUAUUGGUUGGGGGUGGCGGCGAUACUGCGCCGUUUGGUUGGGGGGGUCUGUAGGAGUAGGAGGGACCAAGCAAUAAUCUCUUAUAUUGAAAGCACGACCCGGCAGCUGACAGAAUUUAUCUUUAAACCACCACUCCAUUUUCAGCAUCGUAGCUCUGUUUCGUUGCAUCCAGUCACCUGCCGACUGACCGCACCAGCAUUACACCCCGCUAACGCUCCAAAAAUGAAGAUUGAGAGCAAUCUGCCUUGCCCUCAGCUCCCUGAAUCCCCUCCUCAGAUGGGGCUGCAGUUUUCUGUGGCAACCGAGGAGGACUUUGAUGAGAUCAUGGCCAUGAGUCAGGACAUCUAUGGUGGCCUUGACUACCUCCCCACCCGCUACCAGGCUUGGCUGCAGGAGACUAAUCGUACAGUCAUCCUGGCCAGGAAACAAGGAAAAGUGAUUGCCCUGGAGUCUGUAUGCGUGAUUGAUGAUGGCGAAACAGUGUUGGUAGAGGGGCUACGUGUUGCCCCCCAGGAGCGUGGCAAAGGGGUGGCUGGUGUCCUCCUCCGGUUCUGUUCACAGCUGGUAAAAUCCAAAUACCCCGACGUAAAAGUGACCCGCCUGACCCGUGAUGAUAAGCUGGGGCCCAAGGACUUCCAGAAGUAUCGGAUCAUCACCAAACAGGCAAUCCUCUUGGUUCGAUUCAGAGCUGAAGAUCUCAAAUUGCGCCUGGCUGAGCUGGGGCCAGAUGCAGGGCUCCCUCCAUCUCAGUCAUUGCCCCCUGUACGCCUGGACCACACAGCGGUACACCAGCUCUUCCUAAGUACCGGGCUGAUGCGGGACGUCCUGCCCAAUGCCACCAUUGUCCAGGAUUGGCAGCCCUUCAAACCCCUACCUAGCAACAUGGCCAUCUUGCUGAAGAAGGAUAUCGACUGGAUGGUGGAUGAUGCCCGCGACCCAACUGUAGCCAGCCUCUGCACUUUUCCCUUCCGUGUGCCCAUUGGAGAUGAAUGGUACUACCUCAACAUUGAUGUCUUUGGAAAAGAUCUGAACCUGGCACGCCAGCAAUUUGUGUCACACCUGCGUCGCCACACUGACGCACUGAAAGGCCACGUUAUGUGCCAGAUAUUCCUAGAUCCACCACUCUGGAGGCCCCUGGCUGAUUUCUGCUGCGACACCCUGGGAGUGGAGUUAGUGAAGGAGUACACUGAGCAAUGUGUGGUUGAGUCAGAUCUGAUGUAAUGGGAACAAGAACAAGCCAGAAGAAUCCUAGUGAUCCACCCCCAUCCAGGAAAUCAUCCCACUAAAAUAUGAAAAGCAUCACUCCAUGUUACCAGUAAAGCACCUCCAGGAAAUAGCUAAACAUUUAAGUCAAUUAUUGAUCAAAUUCUAACUUAAAAGAGGAAGACUGUGAUCAGAACAGAAUGCUUCAACUGAUAUUCAAGCUUCCUGCCAUUUAAAAAAACUUUCCACCAUAAACACACAAACAAAUAAACAACAAAAAUAUAUUCGGGAAUAAUUUGAAAUGCGGACUUAGGACAGGUAUUUAAGCUGAAUUAGACUCACACAGUUGUUAGCUGCGUUAGCCUAUAUGUACUACAGUUUACACAAGCUGAUGUGCAAAUAGGUCUGCACAACUUUUGAGGCACUUUAUAAUAAUUAAUGGGUGACCAUGUACUGUAAAUUUCAGAUUGGUCAGUCUAGCCAAUUAACGUUAAUACUGGCAAAAACAAUGUCAGCCAUGCUCUUCAAUUAUGAAUUCUAAAACAACUGUAAUGAAUUUUAAGGGAUCACAAAGCACAAAAUUUAUCAAAUGAUCAAACAAUACCUUGUUCCUCUGUCAAAGAUUUUUAAACAAGCUCCUAUUUGGACUGUAGUACUUCUUUCAGAACAUUUGGAUUAACUUCAAAUAUAAAAACGUUUUGCAGGAAAGCAUGCUUUUCCCAAUUAAAAAUAUUUCUCAUAAUUACACCUGAUCACCAGUUACUUGCAAAGCUGAAUCUCAAUAAUUCAGACAUUCAAAUGAAUAUGUACCCUAUGUUACUCUGUUAACCAUUCCACCCCAUCUCCUGAUAGGGGAUGGUAGAUGUAUCAAUAAGUUUAAUCAAAGACACUAAUGACACUAAUAACAAAAUGAAUAGCUUUAGUAACUUUGAUCAGUGAUUAAUCAGGUGUAUAUUUUAAAGUGCGUUCUGUGACGUCAAAGCACACAAAGUAAAUAUUUAUAGAAACAUCCAGAUGAAGUUGCGAGAUGAGUCACAUGGCAAUUUCAGUUUUUUGUGUGCUCACUGUCACAGAUUGAUCUAUGAAUGAUUUAUUUCUGUUCCACUGACUUCUAACUUUUAAGACAACUUCCUAUUUGUUUAUUUUUGCAUUUUUUUUGUCUGUAUUGCUUUUUUAUUUUUAUUUAAUGUAUCUAUAUAUAAAAAAAUAAUAUAUUUGCAGCAGAUUCAGUAGACAUUUUUAAUUAGUGUUGGAAUCUACACUGGUAGUUUGAAACGCUUCCCUAUUCUAAUUUAUUUUUGAGUAAUAUUUAAUCUAAUUAUGUUUUUGAAUAUAUGUUACUAGAAUAAUCAUAGUGUUCAUCCAUACUCAUUUGUUUUUUUAUUUCUUGGACCAUGUGGUCUUUUAAAGGAUUUUCUGAAACGUUACAAAUACCUUUUGAAAUAAACUUCAGAAUGAGCCCAAAAACUGAUCAGAAAACAAACACUACAAACACUAUUUAUUAUAUAAAUAACUCAUACAUAAUAAAAUAAUAUAUACAAAUAGGGAUAUACAAAGAGCACUAGAGUCUGGGAUGAUGUCAUGUUUUCCUUUAAAACCUAUCCCCUUUAAUGUUCUCACAAUAAAUAUUUUAGUAGCUCUAUACCCCCUUGCGUAAAUAAGGUGACACUUUCAAUUUGAAAAUUUUAUUAAUUUCACAGUUCAUCAUUAUGCCAGUUUUAAUCUGGUCAUAACAUGUUUAUUGCUGUUUUCUUCCUGUACUUACAAACAAAGAUAAGCAGAUUCUAAAAUCUAUGACAGAGCAAAAAAAAAAAAAAAAGGCAACAGAAAUAUCCAAUAUAUGUGCUGAGGGUUUGCAACUUAGUACUGUUUCUGUAAAAUUUAGCACGGUCUGGACCCCACCUGUGCCUUUAUUUUAAGAACUCAGAGACAAAUCUAGUGCUUUGUUAAAAUAAAUUUGCCAACUUUGCAAAGUCCAAUGAAUUGCAGUGGUUCAGAUAAUUUUCCUCCAGCACUGCAUCUGUGACAUUCAUUGUGGUCUGUGCUACUUGCAAAACCAAAUAGUAUAUGCUUCAAAGAGCUCUGUUCCUUCAGCACCCAGCCCACUCUAACCCUGUUGGCUACAUUGAACAAGAUAGACAAUUGCACAGACGAAUCAUAGCCCAUACGUAAUUAUGCCGCAUUAUUGAAAGUCAUGAUUUGUGUAGCUUGAGUCAUGACAUAAGCUGAACAGAGGCCCCCCUAGUGAGAUCUGGUGAGGAAAGGUUUGUAAAACCGUGCAUGUACAGUAUUGCGUCAAUUGCACAACUUUUUGCAUCAUUACACAUAACAUGUUUUCAUGUAAAGGUUUCACAGAUACAAUGUCACAAAUACAGUGUCAAAAUCAAAUUAAUAACAUUAAUAAAGAUCUUAUUAUGAGCACUUUGUCAGAAAGAAUUAAGCUAAAAUAUUCAUUAUAUUAUGUACUUAUAUUGAUUCAUCUUAGGCAGAAAAAAAUCAUUUUUUGACCUCGACCAUUCAGAGGGACUAUUACUUGCCUCAUAGAAACUCAUGUGGGAAAGCAUUCAACCAAGAUUUAUGGACUUUUUGAGUUAGGAAAGAAAUUAAUGAGGAAGAAUUUCAUCACAGGCAAAACUGAAAAUUCCUUCAGUGGGACCACAGCCCACCUCAUUACAGGAUUUAAUCACUGCCAAUUAAGACUGAGCAGAAUACAGAGAUAAAGACACAUCAAGAAAAAUUAAUAUUUUUCAGCCAGUUUCAGCAACUGUUUUUUCCUCCAAUUUAAUACUUUUUGAAAACAUUGGACCAAGUUCUGGGAUGAAUAAACAGAAAAGAGGAAAUGCAGCCAAAUGCAAACAUGACAUCCCUUUAAAAUCUGCAAAUCCUACAGUUAACAUGAUUCUACAUUUACACCCAGCCUUACCCUACCUGUGUACCCAGGGAAACUGCUACCAACCGGUCCUAAGAACGAGCCACUCAACCACUAUCUAAUGAGGUUUCUCAGUCUAUGCCCUCUCCAUCCAUUGUUGAUCAAUUUGAGGAAAAACCUUAUCUGAAUUGCAUUUAAUCCCAUGAAGACACGCAAUUCCUUUUUUUUUAUAUGAAGAUGCAACAGAAGAUGCUGAAGAUUCUCUUUGUGAGUUCUGGACAGAGAAGACAGGAAGAAAAUGCAACUGACCUAUGGUGACAGAGGAAGGCCAAUAUAUGCAGCUGUGCAAUCUAAAAGCUGCCCACGCACACCUGUCUCUUCAGUCACUAUCCUAGUCUGAACAUUUUACCCCCAUGGCUUCACACAUCCCCACACCCCAACCUUUUAUGUGAAAGGAACUUCCCACUCAGUCCAACACCUCUUCAAAAACAUCAGGGAUAUUAAAUGUUCAACCAAUGCUGUUUUCUUUCAGUUACAAAAAAAAGAGAAGAAAUCAGGGAUUUUCAAACAAAACUGGAAAAGUUUUUACAGCUUAAGGUUCCUGGACAGACCAAACUCAGUUUAUUUAUUUUUUUCUUCACAUCAAGCAGUAUACCACUUGAAAGUCUGGUUGCAAAAGGUAUUAAUAAAUCAGAGUUAUAAGAACAUAUAUCUGAUGGGGAAUCUUCUAGAAUCAUUAACUCCCAUUUUGGAAUCCAUUCUGGCUAUCUUGGUUUCUGAAGAAAUUAAAUGUUUAGUUAUGGGGGAUCUUUUUGAUGUAAAGAGGUUUCAUUAUUGAAAGUGGUGUGAAGGGAUGUCCUUUUUCCAGUUGCCGAGGAAAAUACUGGAUAGGGUAUUUGAUGAGAAAAAAAUCCUUUUGGAAGAGGAUCCUUGAAGGACUUUGUCCUCCCUUAAUUUCAUAUUUCAAACAUAUGUAUUUCAAAUAAUUAAACUAGAAUAAACCAUGCCCAUUCUCAUUUUCCCUGUUGCUGGCAAUUGGAAAAAAGUAGCCCACUUUGUUAGAGGGCUAUGUUCAUAUGUGACUGUUCACCUUGUUGCUGUGCACAGAAGAUUGUGUCUUCUGUGCACAAACUUGUAAUGCCACACAUAUAUAUGUAUACUGUAACCUUAAUUCUACUUGAAAAUGUGCAAUUGGUUUUACUAAGUUCUUAUUUUAGUUUCCACAUUGUCAUUCUUGCAACAUUUUUAGAAAAUGAACAAUAAAGAGCAUGAUGGCAUGUGGAAACUAAGUUGGAACAGGAGUACAACAUGGCCAGAAUGGACUGCAACAUGCUGACACUUUUAUGGGAGAUGGAUUCUGGUUUUAUAACUACAUUCUAUUUAUUCACACCUAUUUAUGUGGCCAAUCCAUUAAUGUAAAAUGACCUUCUCCAAGCCCCCCGCAUAUACCCUUGCACCCACAUUUUCCCAUUACCCAACAAAACCUCUAGCAUUAUGAAGUGUUACUGGAGUGGACACUAGUUUGUUCCAGGCAGGGUACAGUAUAAUCUGACAACUCCUCCUUCGCAUGGAAGGAGGAACCUCCUGCUCUUCAGAUGGACUUAAUAACUGAUAAUUGCUUGUUAAUUUUGGUGUUCCUAUUUACAUACACAACAAGAGCCCAGAUACUAUAAUGAGGACCCUCAAGCAAGCAUGCUAUGCAGACAUUUACAUUUUCAUAUAAAUGACAUGGAAUUCCAAUGUGAUUUACUGAAUAUAUGAGCAUCUUCAGCAAGUGCGCAUGCUCCUCAACUUAUGUUCUCCAUGUGCACAAGUGUUUUUUUUAAUCAUGGCUCUGCUAUGUGUAUGAAUAACUAGGAACUAUAUGCAUGUGGGGGUGAAAAGCUUGACUGUUUAACACAAUGUUUGCUUUUGGGGAAAAUAGAUUUGAGUAGGAAAUGAUCGAAGGUUACUCUGUCUAAACUUGUGCCCAGUCCUGUGUUCUCUCCUGGGAUGGUUUCUGUGCGGAGAGGACAUUGACAUGUUGAGUAUACAGCACUCAGCACGCACAGCUGGGCUGACUGGCCUAGAUGUUGCUCCUGCUCUCCUGUAAUGUGGAGAUACACUGAACUGGUAGUGCGAGAGAGAGAGAUACAGGAGGGAGUGGCAGAUGGAGAAAGCUUUUUUUAUUUGUUCAAAUCAAUCUUGGAAAAUGAUUACAUUGAUUUAUAAAUUGACCACAAAUCCUACUUAGCAUAGCCAAGCACCUGAGAAACAGAUAUGUGAAUGGAAUCAGUGUAAUUGGAUUUAUAUCCAAUUUUACCCCAGAGCGCAAACACAAUUACUGAUGCUGUGACUGAGUUCCAGUGACAUCUCGACUUCGAUCAUUUCUCCCCAAAUCACAUCAUUGCAAGUGGAAAAAAACAGAUAUCUUACAUUCAAAGGAGUCCCAAGGGUUCGUUCCAAAACAUUUUGUGUGUAUAUAUUUUGUGCACUCUGCAUACAGUGGUGUGUAAUGGAAUGUCAUAUUAUAAUAUCUGAUCACCCAGUGUCAUCAGAUAUUGCAGCUUAUUAUAGGUACAUUAUCUAUAGUAUCUGAUUGGCUUGUAAAGUGAGAUUGGGUAUAAAAGGGGAUUGAAACAACUCAUGGUCGAGUCAUAGUAUUUGGAGGAAAACCAAGACACACUUUUCUAUGCAGAGUAUCUGGCUUUGGCUGAGGGUUUGUCACAGUUUUGGAAAUGUUAACAUGAUGAUCAAAAGGUCCCUAUUUGUAUUUCUUGAUUUCAUUGUUGAAGGAAAUACAGGUUUUUCAGGCUUCAAAAUGUAUUAUUUUCCAACUUUUUUCUUGUUGGGGGUUGGCCAAUGGAAUUUAGGUAAUAUGAUUUCUACUUUUCUGUGUCCUAAACAUACGCUGCGUGUGCUUGAACACAACAAAUCUAGUUGGCUCAUGUUAUACUCCACAAAUCUGGGGUUGGUCCAUAUAUUUGACCCUGCAGCAAAUUAAAUACUUUAAAUCUCCAUAAAAGCAAUUUUUUAAAGCAACAGAAAAGAUACCUAUUGGCCAAACUCCUAUUGUGACCGUCUGUAAAUUGUUCAAUGUUGUUUUUCAUUAUGGAUCACUUUUUUUUACAGCUCAUCAGUUAUUGAUUUUAUUAUUAGUUUUCCUCUCUUUACAUCUCUUUCUCACUCUCUCUUUCUCAUUUUUAUUUGUUUUCAUCGCAAUGCUUUUAUUUAAAUGUGAGAUAAAUAUACCAGGCAAAGGCUUUAGAGUCUAAACCACUCUCAAACGCGGAUCUUAUGUAUAAUGUAUAUAAAUACAAUGCACACACAUUAUGUACUGCAGAUCAGUUCAUUCAAGUGGCCAGCUGCACAGUGCAUACCCCCGUGUGGAUGUGAUAAUUUAUUUUGUGGAGGGGGGUAGCAGGGAGUUGACAGGAGGCAUGAGGUCAUGAGGGUGUCAGGUGGAGCCCUUUACUCUCAUUCUGCAGAUGGAUUUUCACCUUUUUUUGGACUGAAAACAAAGACAGGAAGGAGUGGUAGGCUGGACAAAACUGAUAGCUUGCUCUCUGUAACCGGAGUCUGUAUCCCUCUGCUCACUUUACCAAUUUCAUAAUGAGACAGAAGAGAAGCAGCAGAAGCUCACGAGGGACUACUACUUGCCAUUGUGCUUUUGAAAGACAGCCAUUUCCUUAAUAAAAACCUUUUAGAAAAACAGAGGCAUUCAUAAUUUGCCUUAUGUUGCCUUUUGUAGUCAUUUAAUGCAGAAAUCUAGAACCAUGCAAGUUCUCUGUGGUAUCUUUCUCUGCCUUACCUUCUGACAAAAAAUAAGAUUCUCAGAUUCCUAAUUGAGUCAGACUAAAACACAGACCAUGGUAUUUAGCUGUGGAAUCCUUAUGGCACUGCUGUCUAAUCACAAUAACAGAGGAAAGGUAUAUUCUUUCUUGGGUUAUCUGGACCAAUAUUGUUAAUAAAAACAAUAUAGGGAUUAGUUUAUUGGAUGAACCAAAUGCAGGGAGAACUUGGCAUGCUAGAUCAGGACAGAGACAGUUUCAGGCUCAUAUAAACAUGCUCUCUUAUACAAUCAGUCAAUGGCAUCAGUCACAUCCUUUUCUUUUGGGACAAAACUGAAUACUACGGUCAAAAAAGAAAUGGAAAAAAGAAUUGUGCUGGGUGCUGUUUACCUUGAUCUAGGUCUCUCUUGUCUUUAGGGAGCUGAUUGCUUUGUGGCUGGGAAGGAGGGCAGUUAUUUGUUUUUUUAAAGAAUGCUUAAGGACAGUUGUCUGUCUGAUUGUGCCAGUCAGAUCCAAAUGUCCAGUGUUUACUUGACCUACUGUGGUGUAAACCCGAUCCUUCAUUUUGACUUUAUAACCAUCUUCAAUUGGUUAACUCCCUCACAUGUCCCUGCUUGUUUUUGUAACAUGGAAAACUAGAGUACCAAUCAGGGAGAGUGGCUGUUUGUGAUGUCUUAUGUUGUGAUUCGUGGAAUAAUGGUUUAUUGAGUAUGAAUGGUGGUUUCACUGCUCAAAGGGUGACAGCCUCCGUGUAUGUGUGCAUGUUUGUUUGUCCAUCAUAUAAGUAUAUCUUUACAUCUGCUUCAUAUGGCAUUGAAAUGAAUUGGCUAUUUGGCAGACUCGUUCUCUUUGCAGUGUGUCCUUUAAACUAAAUUAAAUUGCACUUAAUCCCCUAUGGGGACUUGAGAACCAGCAAGAUUCAUAUUUAUAUGCACAACACAUGCGAUGGAGUUAACAUCCAUCAGUGCUUGGAUUAGUAAUGGGACUCACUCAUUCACUUACACUCUCUCUCUCACACACACACACACACACACACACAGGAAGACACAAAUACUAGAGUUACUAUCCAGGCUUGUGAUCCUGCGACACUAGGGGGUGGUUAGAGUUUCAGGACUUACCCUUGAGUGAAACUGGAACCAGAGCUGUUCCACAGUGUCUGGUUGCUGAGACAGAGCCCUCUUUCAAAUUUGACUCUAUGGGUGCCACUAGUUGUGCUGGAAUAUGGCCCUUGUAAUCUCCUUCACCUUGUCACUGUAGAGUGCAGGUGGAAACAUUCAAGAGGAGUUGCACAGACAUUAUAAAUGGGCAGUUCACACAAAAAUUAAAUUAAAGUAUGUUUAAACUUACCCAGAGUAAUGUCUAUCCAUUCAAAUAAUUUCAAGAUUUAACCAGUUUUCUAAAUAAACGCUGAAACUUACACUGUUACAGUGGACCUCAAGGGGUCUAGCUUGUGUGGUCUCAAAGUGCCAAAAAUUUGAAAAACUCAAUAACAACAUCUCUUUCCAAAUAUAAUUCCAUGGUUACUCACAAACAUCCACAGUGCUAAAUUUGUGCACUGUUUGAUCAAAAUCUACUGUGUAUAUCUGUGCACCAUUUGAUCGAAAACUACAGUGUAUAUCUGUACGAAGUGGAAGAAAACACGCCAAUAUUUUGGGGAGCACUGUCAACGUUCUUUUAAAAUUGUUUCAGCAUUAUUUUAACAAUGUUAAUGUGCUCCCCAGAAUACUGGCAAAUUGGUUGACCAUUUGAACGGAUAUACACGGUUGAUGUACUUCAUAGAAAGUGGUAUUAGAUGAAAAUGUGAACAAAUUAAACCCUGUCGAUGUUUGUGAAACCACAAAAAUUGAGUUAAAUAGUUUGAGGGUUUUUAGCUUUCAUUGGGUGAGGUGAGGUGUAAUUUCUUGGUGAUAAUAUCUAGUAUGAGUCAACUUAUCUAGUGCUUCAGGUUAACCGUGAAUACAAUUUUAAUAGAUUAUUGUUGGCAAGGGUAAGUUACUGAUACCUUUCUGCCUCCAAGUGUUGUUGGGGUCAACGUAUCCAUAAAUAGUUUUACUGUAAACUUUUUCUCAUUAUACACAAAUAGAAAAAUCUUAUUUUUCUAUACUUAAUGGAAAAGACCUUUUCUUAAAUGAUUUAAACUUCCCAUAUUUUGGGGUAGUGAUUGUUCAUUUUUACAUUUCUUUCCCUAUCAUUUUCUCACACAAAAUUUUUUUCUCUCUUAUUUUUUAAUUGUUUUUUACAUGGUUAUUACUGUUUUAUGAAGAAUGCUUUGGUACAUAUAAACAAAACCAACUGUGUUUGUAGGUUUUUAUGUUUUUUUUUUCACAACAAAUGAGUAACAAUUUGUCAGAAUUAAGAAAUAGCAAAAGAGAGGAAAUCAAAAGAGAGGCAGAAUUGCUAAAAUGCUGAAUCUUCUUAAAAUUAAUUUGUCCAGGGACAAUAAACCUUUUGUAAAACUAGGCCACCAUGUAUAAAACUGCACUGCAUUGUAACAACAGUGGACAGAUUAUUUUGGUCACACUUUGGAAACAGCAGUGUAUAAUAAAUAAAAUAUAACAGGCUGCCUCUCUAAGACUGUAUUUCUCUCUUUUCAUCCAACUUUGUUUUAAAAAAUAUAAUAACAAGAAAUGAAGAAUGUUUCUUGUUAUUAUGUAACCCUACCAAGCCAAUAUCUUUGUGAACUGUGAACAUUCUACUGUCUUCUACUUGUACUUUACCUGUUCAUUACAUGUCAUUGUGGGAUUGUUCUGAACAUGGAAAUGAAACAGCUGGAUUUUCUACAUGGGAGAAGUUUGUACCAUGGCACCAUGGUUUGUACCAUGGUUUGGUUUGUACCAUGUGCAUGUCAUCAAAUCCCUAUAGGAUUGUUUUUCAUAUAUUGCCUUAUGGUGUUAUGAUGUACCCUAUAUAUAUAUGACCUCAAACUUUUGAACAGCAUACUAAUAUGCAGUGUGUAACAUACUGCAUUUUCAGUGCUGUUUGCACUUUAGUACAGAAUUUCCAGUUGUGUCAUGUGAUUAGAUUAUAAUUAAUAAUACCAAGGAAGUGUUUUUGGUAACUUGUUGCAUCAAACAUGGUCAUUCAUUGGUAUAAGGUUCAGAGCCUCUUGAUCAAAUGACCCAUUGUAACAAAGCCAUCAGAUAACAUUUUUUAUCACAUAAAAUGAUAGACACUGCCUAUGUGGUGUAUAUUAAUGCAGUUGCAGUGCUGUUAAUGCUCACCCGUACAUUUUUCGUUGGUUCAAUCCUCAGCUGAGUCACACCAAAGACUUUAAAAAUGGUAUCCCAUCCUUCUUUGCUUGCUAAAGUAAUGUCCCUCUUAAGGACCAGUGUCGGGGUACAGCUUGUAUGUCAGCAUACUGAAAAAUUCAUUGAAACAAUUACCGUUUGAACCACCCAGGCUAAAAAACCACUUCUGAACAUGGCCUACAAUUUAUUAGAAUAGAAAUGGAAUGAUAAAAAUACCAGUUGUUGUGACUCAGAGAGGUGAAUCUUAAUUGAAAAAAGGACAGAGAUAUUAGAUAUAAUUUUGCAAUACAUUAAGGUCAGUAUUGUGUACUUGAGUAGAUGAUCUACCAAAAUAUUUAUUUACUGUGGUCCAAGUAAAUGACCAGUUUUGAAAAACCAUACCUGUCUCAAACUUUGGUGAGAUGAAAACUCCAGCCCAGAGCUGUGCAGAGAAGAGGUCAUUGUAUGCAAAAAAGGGUCAGAGUUUUCAUUUGGCCAAUUCUCUUGUUGCAGUCAAACAAAAAGUUUUACAAGGAGUCUCAGAAUACAAAAAUAGAGCUCAUAUUUUGUUUUAAUGAACACGUUUAUUUGAAGGUUACUGUGCUUGAAUAUCUGCAAAUGCUACAAAAUACCAUCUGGCAAAUGUUGAGAGUUAGACAUGGACUAGAUAUUGAGAUGAGACUUCUUCUAGGAACUCAUGUUUGACUGUUGAGGAAAUCAUUUUGAUGGUAUUACCAUUUAGGACACUUUGGUUGUGUCAAAAAACUAAUGUAAUUUUUCUUUCAUUUAAAAAAAAAAAUAUAUACACCCAGAUAACGCUUAUUCUCAAGCGGUGGUUUGAAAAAUUAACUGAAAACAUUUUGUUAUUUUUAUUUAUUUUUCAAAUUGUGAAAGAUGCAUAAAUAUUUUAAAUACAAUACUUUUUUUAAAACCUUACAA
Molecule: messenger RNA, 12013 nt
Organism: Anguilla anguilla (European eel)
Lineage: Eukaryota; Metazoa; Chordata; Actinopteri; Anguilliformes; Anguillidae
Gene: nat16
Product: N-acetyltransferase 16
Exons: 4
Coding region: 228-1226 (332 amino acids)
Molecular function (GO): acyltransferase activity, transferring groups other than amino-acyl groups
Source: RefSeq, a predicted model, not a curated record